GCACAAACACAAACAACGUCAUGGGCUCUUGCGGAGAACUUCCUGUCUUUGUUUGGGUUAAGCCUUCCCAAUUCAGCUCGUUGAAUCUACUCUACUACCCCAAUCUAGGCAUGGGCUUCACCUGAACUUUGGUCCACACACGUGUAGGUUGGUGAAUAUACACACGUGAUGGGUGCUCUUGGAAAUGAUGAAAAUUCACCUCUAGCCCUGGCCAAUGGCUUCUUUCAGCCGAAACUUCCCUCUUCCCUCAUCCCGGACGAAGGGUCCCGCCUGGAGGUAUCUUUCUCUGUUCGCCAAGCUCCUUCUUUUCACCUACGACAGACAAGAAAAGAUUCUCCCUCUCCCAUCUCAACCACAUGAACAAAUCAAACCCCGAUAAUCAUAUCACAAACACACUCUACGCAGCCCUCACUCCCACGAUGUGGCACAAAGCCAUGUUCCUUGUCAUGGCGGUGGCCUUGAUGCUCUUUGCGAGCGUCAAUGUCGUCACUGCUACAGGCUCCAUAGCAGACCUCAACACUGUCGGGGUUUCCACUGAGGACACUUUCAGCAAUGGUCUCUCCAAUCGCAACUUUGCCCUCGGCCCUCACCUUGCUCCCAGGGAGUUUCCUCACGACAACCCUCUCAACAUCACCGAAGAGGAGGCCCUCAAGCAUGGUCACAAGAUCAUUCCCGUCAACAAAGAGAUGUGGGCUCACCUCGUCAAGACCGCCGGCCUCGAUCGCAAGUACGAGCCCCUCGAAUACAACCCUGAACAGCACAACGAAUCCCUCUCCACCAUCGACGAGCGACAACCGAAAUGCGGCACAAAUUACGACCUCGAGAAGGGACCUCCUGACCCUCAGAACUGGUGCACUCCAAGCCCAAUCGUCGGCGACUGCCAGCUCGGUCUCUGGUGCCAGGCCGACUGGCCGGGCUGGGCGCAGUGGCCUAGCCGCGGCUGGGUCUUUAACAACGCCUGCGACCAUAUUGGAGAAAACGUGCCUUUCCAAUGGGGCGACUGGCAGCCGAUCUGCAGUCCCCUUCCCUUCGUCACUCUCUUCUUCGCCCACAAGGACCGAUGGCCUCACAUGGCGUAUGGUGGCAAGUACUACAAUAGCUAUGCUCCCGGAUGGGAAAUUUACUAUCCCGGAGAGCCGGAGGGUGGUCCUUUCCCGGCUAGCUACUACUACCACCGGACGUUUGACUGCUCUAUGAAACCAAAGAAAGGAGGACAGAUCGGUACAGUUAACUAA
Colletotrichum godetiae is the source of this 1235-nucleotide messenger RNA. RefSeq lists its product as uncharacterized. NCBI's taxonomy places the organism in Eukaryota, Fungi, Ascomycota, Sordariomycetes, Glomerellales, Glomerellaceae. The transcript is spliced from 2 exons. The coding region runs from base 357 to 1235 and encodes 292 amino acids. The record is from RefSeq and is a predicted model, not a curated record.